UUUGGGUUUCGUUCAGUUUCCGCAACCCCAACUUAUCUCUCUCCCUCUCUUUAUCUCAACUUUUUGGAUGUUUACAGACUUUUGCAGUCUUCUUAUUACGGAGUACAACAAUCAGUCACCUGCUACUGAUUCCAUUAGGGUUUUCUCCUCUCAGCCAAAUAAUCUCACACACAUAUCAUUAAUUUCCUCUUUUUAUUCAUUUCUGAUCCUUAGUCAUCAGAUGGUGGGUGCAAAAUAUUCAGCUAAAAGAAUAUAUCGAGAGAGACGAGGAAAUUGAUAUUUUACCGGCAAGCAGCACAGAAAGAUUUACAAGGUACAUCCACAAAUUAUAAACUAGGCUACUACACAACCACUUAAUCGGGUCGGGUCGGGUCGGAUUGCUUUUCCAAACAAGUUUUCGAGAUCAGAGGUUAAAGAUUAAGGAUGUCGUCUUCUAGCAACUCAAACCCACCAUGUGCGGCAUGCAAGUUCCUGAGAAGGAAAUGCCUGCCGGGGUGCGUCUUCUCGCCGUACUUCCCGCCGGAGGAGCCACAGAAGUUCGUCAACGUCCACAAGAUCUUCGGCGCCAGCAACGUGAGCAAGCUGCUGAGCGAGAUCCAGCCUCACCAGAGAGAAGACGCCGUCAACUCCCUCGCCUACGAAGCCGAGGCGCGGCUGAAAGACCCCGUCUACGGCUGCGUCGGCGCCAUCUCCGUCCUUCAGACUCAAGUCCUCCGCCUCCAGAAGGAGCUCGAGGCCACCAACGCCGACCUCAUGCGCUUCGCCAGCUCCAACAGCAGCAAUAACGCUGCUGAAAUCAUGUCGACAUCCUCGUCCGGUGGGUAUUCACCUGUCGGGAAACCGGCAGCCGCCGCGGGUAGUAGUCUCAACGGGCACGGUUCUCUGUCGUUCAACCUGCAGCGCAUGACGAUGGCCGGCGGCGGCCAUCCCCACAACAUGGCGAUGAUGAUGCAGCUGCAGCAGCAGCAGCAGAAUGGGAGGUCGAGAAUGACAGAAGGUGGUGAUGGGGGCGGAGGAGGGUUGCAGUUGCACAACUAUGCGCAAUCUCAGGGAAUGACGACGACGGAUUACUAUUAUUCUUCUGCGUGGUCUAACAGCUCUUCCGGCGGAGAGCAUAACUCCGACGGUGCCGAUAAUGGCGAUUGCUCUAUGUAGCUAGAGCUCUUUAAUUUGCGGUUUAUUAUACGGAGUACGAAUGAAGAAAUUGCUCCGAUCCAUAUAUGGAAAGUAUACUAUACUUUUGUGCUUGUUUUAAUUUGGGCAGACAGAUCGAAUUAUGUACAAAACGAGACGCACCAGUGAGCCGACCAUAUUUUAUCUACAUGUAC
This is a messenger RNA of Cuscuta europaea, 1328 nucleotides long. The record is from the annotation of a GenBank genome assembly. Lineage: Eukaryota; Viridiplantae; Streptophyta; Magnoliopsida; Solanales; Convolvulaceae.